Messenger RNA from Phalacrocorax carbo (great cormorant), 2385 nucleotides. Lineage: Eukaryota; Metazoa; Chordata; Aves; Suliformes; Phalacrocoracidae. The record is from RefSeq and is a predicted model, not a curated record.
CCCCAUCGCUCCUCCCCACGUCAAAAGGAAGGAAAGGGCCCCUCCGCGGGGUGUGAGCACAGCCGAGGUGCUCUAGCCGCCAGCCCGCCGAAAGCCUCCCCUGUUGGUGCUCCGCAAAGAACCAAUUCACCGCAGCAGUGAGCAGCCGGCGGUCCCUCCCCACGCUGCCAGGAUGGAGAGUCGGCAGCACAAUGCCACCAAGGAGCCUGAGAUCGAGCUGUUCGUGAAGGCUGGUCUGGAUGGAGAAAACAUUGGAAACUGCCCCUUCUGCCAGCGCCUGUUCAUGGUGCUGUGGCUCAAAGGGGUCAAGUUCAACGUCACCACAGUGGACAUGACCAGGAAACCUGAAGAAUUAAAAGAUUUAGCACCGGGCACCAACCCACCCUUCUUGCUGUUCAACAAGGAGCUGAAAACAGACUUCAUUAAGAUUGAGGAGUUCCUGGAGCAGACCCUGGGCCCACCCACGUAUCCGCACUUGAGCCCCAAGUACAAGGAAUCUUUUGAUGUGGGGAGUGACAUCUUUGCCAAGUUCUCUGCGUACAUCAAGAAUCCGCGCAAGGAAGCAAAUAUCAAUUUCGAGAAGGCCCUGCUGCGGGAGUUUCAGCGGCUGGAUGUCUACCUAAACACUCCUCUCCCUGAGGAGAUUGACCAGGACAGUGUGGAGGACAUCACCGUCUCCAAGAGGAAAUUCCUGGAUGGAGACCACCUGACUUUGGCUGAUUGCAACCUCCUGCCCAAACUGCAUAUCAUCAAGAUCGCAGCCAAAAAGUACCGCGACUUCGAGAUCCCAGCGGACAUGACAGGUGUCUGGCGCUACCUCAACAAUGCCUACGCCUGCGAUGAGUUCAGCCACACGUGUCCCGCAGAUGAGGAGAUAGAGCACACCUACGCCAGCGUCGCCAGGAAGAUGACCUAACCCUGCUGCGGGGUGCGCCGGUAGUACUGCCCCUCACAGAGCCCUCCACCUCCGCAGUCCUGACACAACCAAACCCUGGCCGAGGGAGGGACUGGAGGGGGUUUAUGGCAUCGCUACCCCCUGCCUUUCAGAAAUAGUGCCUUGCUUGACAGUCCCCUGCCGCUCCCUCCUCCUCCUCCGCCAGCUGGCUGCAGCCCCGGUGCGCCGUCAGCGCUGACCACAUGUAUGGACCAGUCCCUGUGUGGCUGCAGUGGCGACUGCAUCCCUACUGCCCGAAAAUGGGUCUCAUGGUCUGUGACCACGUGUCAUGGGGAAAGCCAGGUGCUAGCCUUCCGCAGCAGCGCUUUGGUGGAAGAGAUGAGGACUCCCCCCAAUGACUGGGCCAGCCCUGCCUCUCUCUCUGCUGCUGGAGCUGCUCUGCUCUGCCAGCCUUAUACAGUCCCAGCCAUCCCAUAUGCUCGGGAAGAGGUGUCCUGGGAUCCUAGUGCAUCACCUGGGCUGGAGCUCUUGGAAUUUGCCCAGUCGCCCUUCUGCACAGCACCCCGCAGCCUGCAUUUGGGCAAGCCUUCUCUUCCACCAAGGCAUUCAGGCUCCAUCAGAAGACACUGAAAGACCCUGCCCCCGGUAGUUUAUUGCAGUGACAAAUUGUUCUCACUGCUAGACAGCUGUAAUGUGUAUUUAGCUCUCUGUUAGGACAUGGGGGCGGGAGGAUGCUGGGGAGGAUGCCUGGUGCAAAAGUGCCAGGACCUGCUGUGGAAGGGAAGGAGGGGUGUGGGGACUCGUGAAGGGCUGAGGAUGGAGGUGACCCAGGGCCACAUGCUGCUGCUGCAAGGUCCCACCUGGCUCCUGCCUUGCAGGAUACUGCAGGAAAUGCAGCCAUGUGCAGCUCCCACUCCACCACCCCCUCCCUAGUCCCCACCAACACUUCAGGUGCCUGACUGGGAGGCAGAGGCAUGGGGUAGGGUAUCUGUCUGGUACUGCAGUACUGGACAGCCUAAGAGAGCAAGCAAAAGCUGCUUUGCAAAGUGCUGUGUCUGCAGGAGACACAUGGACAGGUUUGGUGCUCCCUGGCUCAGUGUUGUGCCUUCUUGUCCAGUGUUGUUGAUGCAAGAGGCAUCAAAGCGUCUCUUCAUACCCAUGACAUGCCACCUUCCCCCAUCUGAUGCCUCCAGCUCCCCCCAAGGGCUCCUGCCAGUGCCUGUGAAUUCAGACACCUCUCCCCAGCUAGCCCCACGGGCAAAAAAAUACUGUACAGUGAGUGUGUUGGGUCCUGUGGGGACACAGAAACAGCAGACCCCUCCUCCAGCCCUCACUGCCACUUCCCUCUUUGCACUAAAAGGUGUGUCCUUGCAAGCCUGCCUCUGAUAGCACUGGGUUUGGGGACUGGUUUUCUUAUUAAUGACUUUUGGUUUGUUUGGUAUUUUUUUUUAAAAAAACCAGGAACAGCAAUAAACUAUAUUUUAAUAUGC